Messenger RNA from Uranotaenia lowii, 859 nucleotides. It is a transcript of the gene boca, whose product is annotated as LDLR chaperone boca. Gene Ontology annotation, biological process: protein folding. The coding region runs from base 114 to 680 and encodes 188 amino acids. The record is from RefSeq and is a predicted model, not a curated record. The transcript is spliced from 2 exons. Lineage: Eukaryota; Metazoa; Arthropoda; Insecta; Diptera; Culicidae.
UUAGUGAUGACGACAUCUUGAUUUGGAUUGGCUCUUCGGUGUAGUGUUAAAAAUCAUUGCUAAGUUCAGAUUAUUUGUAAAUUGUUACUAAAAUAAUCUAGUAAUUUAGAGAAAUGAAUAAACUACUGAUUAUUAUCGUAAUAGUUGUCGGUGCUUGUUUCUUAGCUGAGGCUAAGAAAUUCAAGGGCGAUGAUAAACCGGCUUGGGCUAAGAAAGAUAUCCGAGACUACAGUGAUGCUGAUAUGGAACGAUUGUUGGACCAAUGGGAGGAAGAUGAGGAUCCUUUGGAACCGGAUGAGCUACCUGAACAUUUGAGACCGGCGGAACCACUCGAUAUGUCUCAGCUGGAUAUGAGCAACCCGGAGAGCAUUCUGAAGGCCUCCAAAAAGGGCAAAACUCUGAUGAGCUUCGUAACCGUGAACGGUAGUCCCUCGAGGACGGAAACCGAAGAAAUCACCAAACUGUGGCAGACCAGCUUGUGGAACAACCACAUCCAGGCUGAGCGGUACCUCAUUGAUGAUAAUCGUGCUAUUUUCAUGUUCAAAGAAGGCUCCCAGGCAUGGGAGGCGAAGGAUUUCCUGGUUGAACAGGAACGAUGCCUUCAGGUCACCAUCGAGAACAAGGACUACAAGGGCAAGCAUAAUGCGGAUGGCGAUGAUUCGAAUAAGGAUGAACUCUGAAAAGAUCUAAAAUAAAGAUUGAACGCAAAUUUGCAUAAAUGGAUGCAAAUUAGACUGAGUUGAAAUUGUGAACACGUCUCUUUUUAUAAUUUUUUUUCAAGCGAGUGAAUAUUUCAUUUGUUUAGCUUAAUUUAAAUCUAUGUUCAUCGAAAAGAAAUAAAUAUGUGUAUCUAAAAUAA